Molecule: messenger RNA, 2916 nt
Organism: Hyla sarda
Lineage: Eukaryota; Metazoa; Chordata; Amphibia; Anura; Hylidae
Product: chloride channel protein ClC-Kb-like
Exons: 22
Coding region: 1-2586 (861 amino acids)
Biological process (GO): transmembrane transport; chloride transport
Cellular component (GO): membrane
Molecular function (GO): voltage-gated chloride channel activity
Source: RefSeq, a predicted model, not a curated record
AUGUCAUCAGCUGCAGACCUGCCCGGGUAUUGGUUUCCUCAUCAGAAGGAUGGGCUCCUCCAAGAAGUGAGCUCUGGCUCAAUGGAGAACAUGUCAUCAGCUGCAGACCUGCCCAAGUAUUGGUCUCCUCAUCAGAAGGAUGGUCUCCUCCAAGAAAUGAAAUGGGCUCAAUGGAGAACUUGUCAUAUGCUGCAGACCUGCCAAGUAUUGGUCUCCUCAUCAGAAGGAUGGGCUCCUCCAAGAACUGUGGGUAGGACCCUGCGGAUCGUGCUUCAGCGUCUUGGAGAAGAUUGGAUCUUCCUCUUCUUGUUGGGAAUCAGUAUGGCAACCAUCAGCUUUGGCCUAGAUGUGACCAUUGCCAAAUUACAGCGAGUCAACCUGUGGACGUAUGAUGCUCUAGACCAGUACAGAUAUCUACAGUAUUUCUCCUGGGUGCUGUACCACACUCUGCUUAUGUCUGUAUCAGCAGGCGUUGCCAAAUAUAUUGCCCCGCAAGCUGCAGGGUCUGGAAUCCCGGAAAUUAAGGUCACCUUGCGAGGAGUUGUCUUGGCUGAAUUCUUUACUUUUCGAACUUUUAUUGCCAAGUUAAUAGGCGUUACAUGCACGCUGGCAGCUGGGAGCACAAUAUUUCUAGGAAAAGUGGGACCUUUCGUGCAUAUGACCACAAUACUUGCAACUCUACUGGGCAGACUCAUGGUAAAACUCGUGGGAGCUAAAGAGAACCCAAGCCGGAAGUAUGAGCUGCUGAUUGCUGGAGCUGCUGUCGGUGUCGCAUGCUGCUUCGUGGCUCCUGUAGGAGGUGUACUCUUCAGCGUAGAGGCAACAGCAACGCAUUUCGCAGUGCGGGAUUACUGGCGCGGCUUUUUCGCAGCUACCUGUGCAGCUCUGAUGUUCCGUCUCUUGGCGGUGAUUAAUAGUGAACGGGAGACUGUUGCUAUCCUCUUCAGUACCAACUGGCGGGUGGAGUUUCCCUUUGACCUUCCAGAGUAUUUGUCUUAUGCUAUCCUUGGGGUGGUAUGCGGUUGCGUUUGCUGCAUCUAUCUGUAUCUCCACCGCGUCACACUGGUUUUCAUCAAUACUAAUGAACGUAUAGGAGGAUUCCUGAGAAACAAUAAGAUCAUCUAUGCUGCGUUUGUUGCUCUGAUUUUGUCCAGCAUCACCUUCCCGCAUGGAUUUGGCCAGUACAUGGGUGGAACGCGGUUAACCAUGAAAGAACAUCUGGAGACUUUCUUCAACAAUAUAACCUGGGGUGUGGAGGAAUUGUCUCAUGCGAUGAAUGCCUCCCGCCAGCCUCCCAACCCCACCUAUGAUAAUAACUGGCUACAGUGGACGCACCCUCAGCUGUCCUGUUUAGAAAAGCUUGCCAUAUUUAUGGUUCUUAAAUUUUUUAUGCUCCUGUUAGCAAACACCAUGAUCAUCCCAGCUGGAUACUUCCUUCCUGUCUUUGUAUAUGGUGCUGGACUCGGUCGUCUCUACGGAGAAUUAAUUGCCAAAAUCUUCCCUAAUGGGUUUAUCUCAGAAGGGAUACCUAUUAAGAUCACUCCAGCUGGAUACGCGCUUGCAGGUGCGGCAGCAUAUUCUGGGGCCGUCACUCAAACCCUUUCUACGGCUCUCCUGGUGUUCGAACUCACAGGACAAAUGUCGCAUAUUCUGCCGGUCCUGAUUGCCGUCCUUAUAGCCAACGCCAUCAGCCAAAGCUGCCAGAAUUCAUUUUUUGACAUUAUAAUUAUUGUCAAGAAACUCCCAUAUCUCCCAAAACUGGUAAUGGGAAAGAACAGUGCUCAUGAUGUAUGUGCUGAGGAUUUCAUGGUGACCGACCUGCGAUAUCUUGUGAAAGGCUUCAAAUUCAAAGACAUCCGGAACCUUCUGAAAUCUUCAGAAUUUAAACAGUUUCCCAUUGUUGAUGCUGAAGAUUCCAAGAUACUUCUUGGUUCUGUCAGUCGGAAAACUCUCAGCAAACUCCUGUCAGAUCAGCUUAGCACCGAGAGGAGGAUCCAAUAUAUGGUGAACCAGCAUGGGAGUAACAUAGACAACAACUGGACUGUGACAUCUCUGAGUGACUACUCCAGACCUAAACUGCCUAGAACUGCAGAGGAGACAGAGAAUGGAGACACAAUGACCUACAGCAACCAGAACACCGUAACCUGCGAGAGUGAAGAGACGCAAAAGCCUGUAGGCCGCAGGAGACGCUCAAGUAAAUUCCGUAACCAGUACCUAAGAAUGGUGGAGGAGUGGGAGUGUUUUCAGCUUAAUGAGGUUGUGCCUGUCGAAAGCUUGACAAUCGACCCAGCACCAUACAGACUAAUGGAGAAACAGACACUCUAUCAGUGUUAUGAUCUCUUCAAUCUUCUCGGUCUACGUUUAGCUUAUGUCACCAAUACUGGACGGUUGGUGGGAGUGGUGUCCCUGACUGAGUUGAAGGAUGCCGUUCACGGGACUGUCAAGGGCACAUUCACCUCAAGGAUAGCCCCCAAAACAGAAGACACCGUCCAAGAUAGCUACAGCCUGCAGCCCCUAGUCCAUCUGCCCCCAGACUGCGAAGCUCAGGAUUUAGAGAAGCAGUCUACCAAAACAUCGAGCACAUGACACAUGCCAUAGACCGGACUCAUUAACACUAUGGCAGCUAACUCAAGGUGUUUCUAUUACUAUUAUUAUUAACGAACUGGAGUGAUCAGAACAUACAAGAGUGAGCCGAGACAGUGUCUGCAGAACCCAGCUAGAGAUACCACAAGAUGGCGAUCACUACAAGUCAGAUGUCUGCAACCUAUGGCUGCCUUAGCUGUUGGAGAACUACAAAUCCCACAGACUUUGAGAAAUGUAUUGGGUCAGUUUAGGUAUUCAGUCCCUAGCAUGUUGGGAGUUGUAGUUCCCUAGUAGUUUGCAAUGGAUUGUAUGAUAAUACAGAUACCUAUGGCC